Messenger RNA from Orbicella faveolata, 1466 nucleotides. Its product is annotated as putative ATP-dependent DNA helicase HFM1. NCBI's taxonomy places the organism in Eukaryota, Metazoa, Cnidaria, Anthozoa, Scleractinia, Merulinidae. The record is from RefSeq and is a predicted model, not a curated record. Gene Ontology annotation, molecular function: ATP binding; nucleic acid binding.
AUUUCGUUCGGUUUUCAGCAAUUUUCCGUAUUUCAAUAUUGUACAAUCAAAAGUGUUUGACGAGGUAGGUGUAUGGACCAGAACUGAUCCAGGAGGUUUCUUAGUUUACUUGUUGUGUGGUCAAUGUUAACGAAAAGUGCCCUCCAGCCCUCCGGGGCAAAUAGAUUUUCCUACCGUGGGGCAAGUAACUUUCCCUUGUCACUUGCCCAACGGACAAGUGCUUACGGUAAGUACUUUGCCAGUCAAUUAAUAAAACGGGAAGCCAAAACGAGCAUGCCAUUGCCCAGGGCUAGCAAAAUUUGAGAGCUACUUGUCCGAAGGGAAAGCUGGAAAUCAAACAUUUUUCCAGCUUGGGAUCGAUUGGCAUGGCAAAUCAAGCCAAAAGACUGUAAUCCGCAGUAUUUGGUAGUAGUUUACGUGCUCAUUGGUAGAAAAGACGUCCAAGCCAUAUCAUUUCAUGUUGUUGUAAGUAAAAUCCUCCUGUUAACAGGUGAUGUAUACGGACAGACCUCUCGUUGUAUGCGCCCCGACUGGGUCUGGCAAAACCGUUAUUUUUGAACUUGCCAUCAUUCGGCUACUCAUGAACAGUGGACAGGGAACAUCGAAGGCCAAAGUAGUGUACAUGGCCCCAAUGAAAGCGCUCUGCAGCGAGCGAUUCACAGACUGGUCAACCAAGUUUGAACCAUUUGGCUUGCGAUGCAAAGAAGUGACAGGCGACAGCGAACUAGACGACUACUAUGAACUACAGAACGUCCACAUUGUCAUGACGACUCCUGAAAAAUGGGACAGCAUGACUAGAAAGUGGAGGGACAACCGUUCUUUGGUUCAAUCGGUGAAGCUGUUCCUCAUUGACGAGGUUCAUCUCCUAAACGAUGAUGCGAGAGGCGCUACUGUUGAAGCGGUUAUCAGUCGCAUGAAGACCGUUCAGUCCACCAUGACUCGAAAUAGCACAUCAGGAAACAAGAACAGUCUGGAAAGAGCGAGCAUGCGAUUAAUAGCCAUCUCAGCCACCAUACCAAAUGUUGAAGAUAUCGCGGCUUGGCUCGGAGGAAUUGACUCACCCGCAUCACACUACAGUAUGGACGAUUCACACAGACCAGUCAAGCUAAGAAAGGUUGUCCUUGGCUUUCCUAAAGGAAAUAACUACUCUGACUUCCGAUUUGACUUGUCUUUGAAUUAUAAACUAAGUGGAAUCAUUCAGACUUACUCCGAUCGAAAGCCCACCCUUGUGUUUUGUUCAACUCGAAAGAGCACUCAGCAAGCAGCACAGAUGCUUGUGAAAGACGCACGAUUUAUCAUGAACUCACAGCACAGGCAAAGGUAUUAACAAACUUGCAUGAGUUACUGUAGUAUACUCAGUUAUUGAGUGUGAUGUAUUUCCUCUACUUCUCCUUGGUCUACAAAAUUGAAUUUUUUGACGAUAUUUCAGUUUUCGUGUUGAAAUCAAAAUUUUGUUCCACGACCGA